AGGUGAGAGCAGCCAGGGAUCUUCUAGAAGUGAAGGUACACUGUGGAAUCCCCAACAAUACAGUCUUAGAAGAAUCGGACAGAGGAGAAAAGAGGAAGAGGCAGAAACGAGUGGUGGGAGGAGUGCCGGCACAACCGACUCAGAUCCAAUGGCAGGUGGCGAUACAGGGGAGUCAUAUCGACUGUGGUGGGGCAUAUAUCGGGGGAUGCUGGGUGCUGACCGCCGCUCACUGUGUCAGGCCCAAACCAGAGGUGUACUGGAUCAAGUUCAGUCUCUGGAAGAAGAGAUCAAUUCAGGGAACAACAGAUAUCGUUCCUGUCAAGAACAUCAUCAUACACCACAAGUACAAUGCUAACACGUAUGAGAAUGACAUAGCCCUGAUAGAGAUGGAGAAGCUUCCAUUCAAGUCCCAAUGUUUUGAAGAGAACCCAGCAGUCAGUGCUGUGUGUGUUCCCUGGUCCGUACAACUGUUCAACCCCAACCAUACCUGCAGCAUAUCAGGCUGGGGGAGGAAGAAAGAUGGUUCGUCAUCUGAUGUGCUGCUCUGGGCCAACGUCUCUCUGAUCGCCAACUGUCAGGGAUUCUACGGCCCGCGUUACUUCGACGGAAUGAUGUGCGCAGGUGAUCUGGAGGGCCACGUGGACUCGUGUCAGGGUGAUUCUGGAGGUCCUCUGGUGUGCCAGGACUCUCUAGGUGUUUCCUACCUCUGGGGUAUAGUCUCCUGGGGGGAGAAGUGUGGGCAGGCCAAGUUCCCUGGAGUGUACACUAAAGUGGCACACUACUUCGACUGGAUCCGCACUCACACUGGCUGGGCUGCUGUCACUAAAUACAACCUGUAAUAUCACCCCACCUGGUGUCCCAGGUCUAAAUCAGGCCCUGAUCUGGGCUGCUGUCACUAAAUACAACCUGUGACGUUGAUAUAGACCAGGGGGUAUUUUCAAAUGUUACCGUUUGAUCUCUGGUCUACUGCUGCUUUUCUGUUGUACCUGAUCAUUAAUACCAUCCCACCUGGUGUCCCAGGUCUAAAUCAGGCCCUGAUCAUUAAUACCAUCCCACCUGGAGUCCCAGGUCUAAAUCAGGCCCUGAUCAUUAAUACCAUCCCACCUGGAGUCCCAGGUCUAAAUCAGGCCCUGAUCAUUAAUACCAUCCCACCUGGAGUCCCAGGUCUAAAUCAGGCCCUGAUCAUUAAUACCAUCCCACCUGGAGUCCCAGGUCUAAAUCAGGCCCUGAUCAUUAAUACCAUCCCACCUGGAGUCCCAGGUCUAAAUCAGGCCCUGAUCAUUAAUACCAUCCCACCUGGAGUCCCAGGUCUAAAUCAGGCCCUGAUCAUUAAUACCAUCCCACCUGGAGUCCCAGGUCUAAAUCAGGCCCUGAUUAGAAGGGAACAAUGGGAAAAAGCAGUUGAACUGGCUUCCAGUCCAGAUUUGAAUUUGAGCGAUAUAGCCUAUUCAUACAUAAUAAAUCGUUAUUACAAUGUUAUACUUUGUUUAUGCUGGAUGAUGUCAAUAAAGAACUUGAGAACCCA
Messenger RNA from Oncorhynchus masou masou (cherry salmon), 1525 nucleotides. RefSeq names its product complement factor I-like. Gene Ontology annotation, molecular function: serine-type endopeptidase activity. NCBI's taxonomy places the organism in Eukaryota, Metazoa, Chordata, Actinopteri, Salmoniformes, Salmonidae. Gene Ontology annotation, biological process: proteolysis. The record is from RefSeq and is a predicted model, not a curated record.